Aethalodelphis obliquidens (Pacific white-sided dolphin) is the source of this 568-nucleotide messenger RNA. Its product is annotated as peptidyl-prolyl cis-trans isomerase A. NCBI's taxonomy places the organism in Eukaryota, Metazoa, Chordata, Mammalia, Artiodactyla, Delphinidae. Gene Ontology annotation, biological process: protein folding; protein peptidyl-prolyl isomerization. The record is from RefSeq and is a predicted model, not a curated record. Gene Ontology annotation, cellular component: cytoplasm. Gene Ontology annotation, molecular function: cyclosporin A binding; peptidyl-prolyl cis-trans isomerase activity. The transcript has a single exon. The coding region runs from base 45 to 539 and encodes 164 amino acids.
CUUUGCAGACGCCGCCACAUCGGAACUUCCCGCGCAGCCCAACCAUGGUCAACCCUACCGUGUUCUUUGACAUCGCCGUCGACGGCGAGCCCUUGGGCCGCGUCUCCUUCGAGCUGUUUGCAGACAAAGUUCCAAAGACAGCAGAAAACUUCCGUGCUCUGAGCACUGGGGAGAAAGGCUUUGGUUAUAAAGGUUCCUGCUUUCACAGAAUAAUUCCGGGAUUUAUGUGCCAGGGUGGUGACUUCACACGCCAUAAUGGCACUGGUGGCAAGUCCAUUUAUGGGGAGAAAUUUGAUGAUGAGAAUUUCCUCCUGAAGCAUACGGGUCCUGGCAUCUUGUCCAUGGCAAAUGCUGGCCCCAACACAAACGGUUCCCAGUUUUUCAUCUGCACUGCCAAGACUGAGUGGUUGGAUGGCAAGCAUGUGGUCUUUGGCAAGGUGAAAGAGGGCAUGAAUAUUGUGGAAGCCAUGGAGCGCUUUGGUUCCAGGAAUGGCAAGACCAGCAAGAAGAUCACCAUUGCUGACUGUGGACAAAUCUAAUAAUAAAUUUGACUUGUGUUUUAUCUUAA